UAUAAAUUAUUGAAUCUAAGAUCAUUUUAUUCAUACCAGUGAGAGGACUUGAAGAUUGAUAUCUCAAAUUUUAAAACUCCGAACAACCUUACUCUUAAAACUCAAACUUAUCCAACUGAAAACUUCUGAUUCAAGACAUGGAUGUAAAUAAAAUUAUAAGCAAGAUUUGGAAUGGGGACUUUGAAGAUGUGAAACGAUUUAUCAAAGAAAAUCCUGAAACAGUCAACAGGAAAAAUUCAAAAGGUGUUACGGUUCUCAUGGCUGCCUGUGAACAAGGCAAUAAAGAGUUAAUAACCUUAUUGACAGAAUCUGGCGCUGAUCUCAACAUCGGCAACGAAAAGAACCAGACAGCAUUGCAUUAUGCUGUGGAGAAGUAAGGCUUGAAUUAACUAAAAUCUUCAGAUCUGCUUUUGUUUCAAAAUUUCUUGCAAUUCCAGACAAAUUGAAUAUCCAAAGAUACCAUAAUAGUGACAGUGUGACACGAUAACAACAUGAUAGUAG
Molecule: messenger RNA, 501 nt
Organism: Octopus sinensis (East Asian common octopus)
Lineage: Eukaryota; Metazoa; Mollusca; Cephalopoda; Octopoda; Octopodidae
Product: acyl-CoA-binding domain-containing protein 6-like
Exons: 3
Coding region: 138-377 (79 amino acids)
Molecular function (GO): fatty-acyl-CoA binding; protein binding
Source: RefSeq, a predicted model, not a curated record